Messenger RNA from Elephantulus edwardii (Cape elephant shrew), 2079 nucleotides. RefSeq names its product signal recognition particle 72kDa (gene SRP72). The record is from RefSeq and is a predicted model, not a curated record. Gene Ontology annotation, cellular component: signal recognition particle, endoplasmic reticulum targeting. Lineage: Eukaryota; Metazoa; Chordata; Mammalia; Macroscelidea; Macroscelididae. Gene Ontology annotation, biological process: SRP-dependent cotranslational protein targeting to membrane. Gene Ontology annotation, molecular function: protein binding; ribosome binding; 7S RNA binding. The coding region runs from base 12 to 2030 and encodes 672 amino acids. The transcript has 19 exons.
CUUCCUGCAAGAUGGCGAGCGGCGGCAGUGGGGGGGUGUCCGUACCUGCGCUGUGGAGUGAAGUGAAUCGUUAUGGCCAGAACGGCGACUUCACCCGUGCUCUCAAGACCGUCAACAAGAUACUGCAGGUCAACAAGGAUGAUGUAACUGCCCUGCACUGUAAAGUCGUAUGCCUUAUCCAGAAUGGAAGUUUCAAGGAAGCCUUGAAUGUCAUCAAUACUCACACCAAAGUGUUAGCCAACAACUCUCUUUCCUUUGAGAAGGCAUAUUGCGAGUACAGGCUAAAUAGAAUUGAGAAUGCCUUGAAGACAAUAGAAAGUGCCAACCAGCAGACAGACAAACUAAAGGAGCUUUAUGGACAAGUGUUAUACCGAUUGGAACGCUAUGAUGAGUGCUUAGCUGUAUAUAGAGAUCUUGUGCGAAACUCCCAAGAUGAUUAUGAUGAGGAGAGAAAAACCAACCUUUCAGCAGUUGUUGCAGCUCAGAGCAAUUGGCAAAAAGUGGCUCCAGAAAACUUGGGCCUACAAGAAGGCACAUACGAAUUGUGCUAUAAUGCUGCAUGUGCACUGAUAGGACAAGGCCAACUGACCCAGGCAAUGAAAAUCCUACAGAAAGCUGAAGAUCUUUGUCGCCGUUCACUAUCAGAAGAUUCUGAUGGGGCUGAGGAAGACCCACAGACAGAACUGGCAAUCAUUCAUGGUCAGAUGGCAUAUAUACUGCAGCUUCAGGGUUGUACAGAGGAGGCUUUACAACUUUACAAUCAGAUAAUCAAACUGAAGCCAACAGAUGUGGGAUUGCUAGCUGUAAUUGCAAAUAACAUCAUUACCAUUAACAAGGACCAAAAUGUCUUUGACUCCAAGAAGAAAGUGAAAUUAACUAAUGCAGAGGGAGUGGAAUUUAAGCUUUCCAAGAAGCAACUGCAAGCUAUAGAAUUUAAUAAAGCUUUACUUGCUAUGUACACAAACCAGGCAGAACAGUGCCGAAAAAUAUCCUCCAGUUUACAGUCCCAGAGUCCUGAGCAUCUCCUCCCUGUGUUAAUCCAAGCUGCCCAGCUGUGCCGUGAAAAGCAGUACGUGAAAGCAAUCGAGCUGCUUCAGGAAUUUUCAGAUCAGCAUCCAGAAAAUGCAGCUCAAAUUAAGCUAACCAUGGCACAACUGAAAAUUUCCCAAGGUAAUAUUUCCAAAGCAUGUCUAAUACUGAGAAGCAUAGAAGAGUUAAAGCAUAAACCAGGCAUGGUGUCUGCGUUAGUGACUAUGUACAGCCAUGAGGAGGAUAUUGAUAGUGCCAUUGAAGUCUUCACGCAGGCCAUCCAGUGGUAUCAAAACCAUCAGCCCAAGUCUUCUGCUCAUUUGUCCUUGAUAAGAGAAGCUGCCAACUUUAAACUCAAAUAUGGGCGGAAGAAGGAGGCAAUUAGUGACCUCGAACAGCUAUGGAAACAGAAUCCAAAAGAUAUCCAUACCUUGGCACAGCUUAUUUCUGCUUACUCACUUGUAGAUCCAGAGAAGGCAAAAGUUCUUAGUAAACACUUACCCUCAUCGGAUAGUAUGUCUCUCAAAGUAGACGUUGAGGCUCUUGAAAAUUCUCCUGGUGCUACAUACGUUCGGAAAAAGGGUGGAAAACUUGGUGGCGGAGAUAGUCAACCAAAGGAGCAAGGCCAAGGAGAUUUGAAAAAGAAGAAAAAGAAAAAGAAGGGAAAACUGCCUAAGAAUUAUGACCCAAAAGUUACCCCAGAUCCAGAAAGAUGGCUACCAAUGCGAGAACGUUCUUACUACAGAGGAAGGAAGAAGGGCAAAAAGAAGGAUCAAAUUGGAAAAGGGACCCAGGGAGCAACUGCAGGAGCUGCAUCUGAACUGGACGCUAGUAAAACUGUGAGCAGCCCUCCCACCUCCCCAAGACCUGGCAGUGCAGCAACAGUAUCUGCCUCUACAAGUAAUAUCAUCCCCCCACGACAUCAGAAACCUGCAGGAGCUCCAGCAACUAAAAAGAAACAGCAACAGAAAAAGAAGAAAGGUGGAAAAGGUGGCUGGUGAUUAGCACAUUCUUGUUGUAGGCUAUUUUUAAACUAGUCUCAGUGACACU